This is a messenger RNA of Drosophila eugracilis, 2606 nucleotides long. RefSeq lists its product as uncharacterized. The transcript has 5 exons. NCBI's taxonomy places the organism in Eukaryota, Metazoa, Arthropoda, Insecta, Diptera, Drosophilidae. The record is from RefSeq and is a predicted model, not a curated record. The coding region runs from base 415 to 1854 and encodes 479 amino acids.
CUGCCUCUGCCGCCGUCAGCGUUUAACAUUACAGUCAAAAAAAAAGGCUGCGAGUGAACGGACGUGCGAGCGCGCGCAGCGGCAAUAUUCUUGGCUUUUCAUCCGGCGUUCUUCCCUCUAAUCAAAUCAAUCACCCAAAAACCCGCCAUUCAAACAUACUACCAAAUACAAUAUUCGAAAAAUCGGUUCUCGAGUGCUGCUUACACAACCAAGAAACCAACUUAAAAACCAAUUUACCGAUGUGAAAAUGUGCAAUUAACUUGCAGAAACUACUGAAAAUAAAAACCAAAACAAAAAGGACAAACUUUUAAAACUCCUGCUUUUGGGAUUAUCAACAAACAAAAGAGAACUUUUCGCAGGACUUUGUGAGCAGGAUAACAAACACACACACGAACAAGCAAACCGACAAUCAAAAUGGUCAACAAACAGUAUUCGGCCACCGAUCUGGAGGCUUUUAUGAAGAUCGCCGCCAACUGGCAGAGUUCCAAUCACAACUAUCUGGAGGGCGUCGACAUAAAGACAGAAAUGACACAGUACUUGAGCAGUCCAUCCAUGAACAUGUACAAGAAGAGAGAACGCACCCAGAACUGGAACCACCAGGAGAAGAAAUACCUGCUAGAUCUGUGCCGCAAGGACAUGAGGAUCAUCGAGAACAAGAGGCUAGAUGCCGGCCUGACUGCUGUGAAGAACAAGGCCUGGAAGAUCAUCCACCAGAAGUUCUCCAAUCAAUUUGGCACCGAUCGCACCUGCAAUCGCCUCAAGGAACAGUGGCGUCGUAUGAAAGCCUGCACUCGCAAUGAGAUCUUGGACUACAACAACCGCUUGGCCAGGUUCGGAGCCGAGGUGGCUGACCGCAAGAAGCCUUCUCCUUUCACCUUCGAGGUGUGGGACUUCAUGCAGGAGGCAAAGAAGGCUUGCAAAUCGGAGGCCCUGGACGGCAUUGACUACUCCAAGAUUCCCUUGGCCUUGGAAGAGGGUUUUGAGUACCGCGAGGACUACAAAUUCAAUUCCGAAGAGCACGACAUGGAUGACAGCAGCCGCACACCGCCGCAGGAUCUGUGCGAUGUGGACAUCAAGGAGGAGGAGAACAACGAGACCUUCAACGAGACCUUCAACAAUCAGUAUCUUAACCAGAGCGAUUUGCCUGGCAGUGGCGGGCGUCUGAGUGUGUCGCCGAAUCACAGCAUCAGUCGCAAUGGGAUCCAUGAGCCGGAGAGUCCUGCCCUAGCUUCCGGAGCAGGUGGCCCAGACACGAGCGCUGCCUUUAUGCCCGGUGGAGCAGACAUGUCCGGUUUCCAGCCCAACUUUAGCAUGAACAACAUAUCCGCCACCCUGGAGGCCCUGAAUGCCCUUCGAACUGGCCAGUUCCCCAGUGCAGCAGCAGCGGCAGCGGCCGCCAUCCAACAGCAUCAGGCCCAGACCCAGGUAGCCAUGCAUCACCAGCAAAAUAACAAUAACAACGAGGAGGACGAGGACGGCAUGAAACCAGUGGCCAAGAGGCAGCGCACCAGCAGCGGCAGCGUGUUGGGCAGCGAUGACCAGCCGACAGCCUUGUCCACCUCGGUGCCAGCUUCCUCCGAAUGCCAGGCCUUGGAGCGGUCGGGCAGCAGCAUCAGCAAUGGAGUACCCAUCGCAGGAACAGCAUCCAUCUCCAAUGGCAACAGCAGCACCACUAACAACAACUUUGAGCUGCGCAUGUUCAUGGAGAUGCAGAGCAAAGAGCACAUGAUGCGCAUGAAGAUCCUGGAGGUGCAGUUGCAGGCGGCCAAGCACAGUCGCGAUCUGGCGGAGAUCAACAAGACACUGGCGCUGCAGAAGCUGCAGGAGCUGGCCAGCAAGCGACUGCCCAGUUAGGAGGCAGUGCCGCAGAAGGAGCAGCAGCAGCCCAUCGCCGUUUCAUGUUACAUUAGUUUAUAGAAUAUAGAAAACCCAUCUCCGCGGUCACGUUCGCAGGCAGAGAGCGUGCCUGGGCGGGCGAUCGGCUAGAGUUAGCCUUAGAGUUAGACUUAAGUUGAAAGCAGGAUCCACAGCUACACAUCCACACCGACAAACAGAGAGACAUUCCUGGCAUUGUUGAUCAGUAUUUGAAAGCUAGAAGCGAAUCCCCUCCCACGUCACAUAGAACCCAAGCGAGGAUCAGGAGGCGCUCGGAAGUAUGCCAUAAUCUUAUGAUGAAUCGCCUACCUCACAAGCACACACACACGUACACACACAGAUACACUCUCUUCUGGCUUAACCAGCACUUGACCAAGUCAAGUCAAGUUUAGUUAGUUCGUAGUUUUAGUUCGUAUGGAACCACUCUCUCCAAGUUGCUCAACUACCACAAAUGUAUUGUACUUACGUUCUUGACUCAGUUCACGUUCUGCUACCACCACUAACGAUUCAAAACCAAUAUCAAAAGCACAAAUGAAUAUUAGUUUCAUAGUCCUAGGAGAAGAAGAACUCUUAUGUUUUAUGUGUAAAUGCAUUACGAUCGGCAGUCGUCUCUGAUUUUAAUUCUUACUCGUACUUGUAUUUAUUUUUAUCUUUGUAUAGACUAUGUUGAUAUAUAUACGACCCCUAUAUAUGUUUGUUUCAAUGCCAUAUUAAAUGAAAGUUCUUUUUAA